AACGUUGGUGUAUAUUUCAUUUCCCUUUGGGUGUGGUCAAGGAAUUGGUCUAGUCUACAACACAAUGAAACCUCACGUGCAAUAAGCUGUAAUUUUUUGUCUUUUAUGUUUAUUGAUUGAAACUUUGAAAACAAUCCUAUCCUAUUUAAAUCCCACAAACCUUUUCUUCUCACAAACAUAAUCAAAAGGCUCUCUUUGUUUUCUCUUUUGGGUAUAUGUAAUGUUCAUUUCUUUCACCUCUUUCACUCUUCAAUAAUUUUUAGUUGAUUAGUGAUUAAUUAAUUAGUCACAAAAUUAUGGCACUUGAAACUGUUGUUUACCCACAAGAUCCAUUUAAUUAUAGUUACAAAGAUAAUUACUUCAACUCAUUGAGCAGUGAUUAUGUUAGUGUUACUACUAAUCUUGAAGCUGAAGAACAAGAGAAUGUUCUCCUAGGAAUCAUCAACAACAACGUUGAACAACAACAACAACAACAAAAUUUCCAUGCAAAUUGGGAUUCUUGUUCUGUUAAAGAUCAAUGGCUAGAAUAUUCACACUCUUCAUCUCCUGAAAUCUGCACCGUUGAUCAAACUAUAACAGCACCUUCAUUGCUUAUUCCUCCUUCUUCUUCUACCACCAUGGAAGAAGCUACAACAACUGCCACUUGUCGAAGAAAACGACGUCGAAUCAAGAGUGCAAAGAACAAAGAAGAGAUUGAAAAUCAAAGGAUGACUCACAUUACUGUUGAAAGAAAUCGAAGGAAACAAAUGAAUGAAUACUUGAAUGUUCUUCGAUCUUUGAUGCCUUCUUCAUAUGUUCAAAGGGGUGACCAAGCUUCAAUUAUUGGUGGAGCAAUAAACUUUGUGAAAGAGUUAGAACAACUUUUACAAUCCAUGGGGGGCCAAAAGAAAACACAAGAGAAUAUUGGCUUAAAUAAUGGACCACCUUUUUCUGAGUUCUUCACUUUUCCUCAAUACACAACAAGUGCAACAACAACAACAACUCAUAACACCAACAUGGUCACAAUGGAACAAAAACAAUGGGCUGUUGCAGACAUUGAAGUUACAAUGGUAGAUAGUCAUGCCAAUAUGAAAAUUAUGUCCAAGAAAAAAACAGGACAACUUAUGAAGAUUGUUGUUGGGUUACAAAAUCUUAGGCUUACAAUUCUUCACCUAAAUGUUACCACUUUGGAUGAUAUGGUCCUUUACUCAAUUAGUGUCAAGGUAGAGGAGGGGAGUCAGCUGAAUAGUGUGGAUGAAAUUGCGGCUGCUGUGAAUCAACUAUUAAGGACGGUCCAACAAGAACUGGAUUAUCAACUAAAUUGAAUGAAUGAAUGAAUGAAUCAACUUGACAACAUUAAUUUAAUUUUCUUGCUUAAUUUAUUUUAAAAUUUGUCUAUGAACACCUUCUCUAAAGUUCAGUAAUUUGGGAUAUAUAAAUGUGACUGUGUCUAUUGAGAAUAUUAGAGACGACGAUAAUGUGUGUACUUAGCACUUUAUUUUGUCCUAAUCAUUUUUUCUAAUACCUAGUUGAAAUGUGUUAAUUAGGGUGAAUGUAACCAACUGUACCUCACAAUAAGUCUAUGUGAAUUACAAAGUCCAUUUCAAUAGUAAUAAGCUACAAAUAGGCUAUGCUAUGCUUGAUCGAUCAAAGUUGACAUUUACAUUAUUAUUAUGAUUAUGA
Trifolium pratense (red clover) is the source of this 1662-nucleotide messenger RNA. RefSeq names its product transcription factor bHLH94-like. Gene Ontology annotation, molecular function: DNA-binding transcription factor activity, RNA polymerase II-specific; protein dimerization activity; RNA polymerase II cis-regulatory region sequence-specific DNA binding. NCBI's taxonomy places the organism in Eukaryota, Viridiplantae, Streptophyta, Magnoliopsida, Fabales, Fabaceae. The record is from RefSeq and is a predicted model, not a curated record. Bases 297 to 1304 code for a protein of 335 amino acids. The transcript has 3 exons. Gene Ontology annotation, biological process: regulation of transcription by RNA polymerase II.